AUGUCUACAGAAACAAUACCUCAUCAAUUGGAUAAAUUUAGUGAAACAUCUGCCGUAGUUGGAAUAGGCAAAACACGUGAAGAAUACUUGAAGUUAUUUUCACGAGCAUGUAUUUCACCAGAAAAUGAUCGACCAUAUACAAAUCCAAUGUCAGGAUUUUAUGAUGCAAUAAAUACAAGUACAAGUUUAAUUUUACUUAACCAACGUUUUAAAUAUUCACAUUUACGUGAACAAACUUUAUUUGAAGAACUAUCCAAUUCAGCUGGAAACGAAUUCGAUUACGAAAGUAUAAUUGAAGGUCAAACCAAAUAUUGGCAUGAUCGUCGAUGUACAAGUUCAUGUUUAAUGAAUCAUUCAACAGAUACUUCUCAUACUGAAGCGAAUCUGAUGACACAACCUCGUAAAUCACAUAUGAAACCAAGACGAUCUGUAUCUGUUAAUUGUCGUUCACCAUCUGGUAUAUUCAGACAAGAUAAAUGUCAUCAAGAACUUCAACCUGAUUCAUCUUUUGCUGAAUCUGUUUAUCAAUAUUAUCAUGAUGCAGUAGAAAACUCGAAACAAUCAGAAUUUAAUUUACAACAAUGUCAAAUAAAAGAAUCAAUUAAUCAACCUUUAAAAUCAACUGGAAUUCGUCGUAAAUUACCAUUAACAAAAGGUCAACAAUUAUCUUUAUUAGAAAAAUAUCAUAUUUAUGAUAUAAAAGAUACUAAAGUACGGCGAAGCCAUUCUUAUUCUCAAACUUUAAGUGAUCGUUUGAAAGCAGAUUUCAAUUGCAAACCGCAAUUUCGUUUAAAUGAUAUGCGUGAUUAUAGUAAAUAUGCAAAAUUUCUUCAAGUACCUCGUUCGUUAACUCCAAGUUCUUUUUGUAUUCAAUCAAACGAUAAUACAAAACAAUUGACAAAUAAUAAUCUUCAGAAACCAUUUACUAUGAAUAAUAAUACAAUUUCUCUUCCUAUUCUUCGUCAUCAAGAACCACAACAAAUUUCAACACUACCUAUUCACAGUUAA
Messenger RNA from Rotaria sp. Silwood1, 1008 nucleotides. Lineage: Eukaryota; Metazoa; Rotifera; Eurotatoria; Philodinida; Philodinidae. The record is from the annotation of a GenBank genome assembly.